AUGAAGGUUCGCGGCCUUGUGAAGCAACACAUUGUCAGUUUUGACUACUUUGUGAAUCAGGAGAUUAAGACGAUUAUGCUAGCGAAUCAGAGGAUCACCAGUGAUGCAAAUCCCAAUUUUUAUCUUAAGUAUCUUGAUAUACGAGUUGGUAAACCAUCAAGCGAAGAAGGUCUCAAUCAGAUCCACGACAAGAUUACCCCGCAAGAAUGCCGUUUGAGGGAUAUGACAUAUGCAGCUCCUAUAAAUGUCGAUGUCGAAUAUACUCGUGGUAGUCAGAGAGUCAUAAAGCGAGAUUUGACAAUCGGUCGCCUUCCUAUCAUGCUACGAUCGAGCAAAUGCAUAUUGAAGGAUUUAGCUGAAGAUGAGCUGGCUCGUGUGCAGGAGUGUCCCUACGAUCCGGGAGGUUAUUUCAUUGUCAAAGGAUCGGAGAAAGUUAUACUCAUCCAGGAGCAGCUCUCUAAGAACAGGAUCAUGAUAGGCAGAAAUUCGAACAAGGAUCUUCAGUGUGAAGUUCUUUCAUCAACCGCUGAGAAGAAAAGUAAAACAUACGUCAUUGCUCGAAGAAAUAGAUACUGGUUGCGCCACAACCAACUCACUGAUGAUAUCCCUGUCGCCAUUGUGUUUAAGGCCAUGGGAGUUGAAUCCGAUUACAAUAUCAUCAGUGCAGUUGGUUUGGAGGAG
Messenger RNA from Strongylus vulgaris, 681 nucleotides. The record is from the annotation of a GenBank genome assembly. NCBI's taxonomy places the organism in Eukaryota, Metazoa, Nematoda, Chromadorea, Rhabditida, Strongylidae.